Molecule: messenger RNA, 654 nt
Organism: Fusarium falciforme
Lineage: Eukaryota; Fungi; Ascomycota; Sordariomycetes; Hypocreales; Nectriaceae
Exons: 5
Coding region: 1-654 (217 amino acids)
Source: RefSeq, a predicted model, not a curated record
AUGACUACAUUCCGGAAAAUCUCGGAAUAUAAAGAUUACCUUGGGAAAACGGUUAUCAGACGCCCCAAAGAUCAACUACUCCCCCGACUCGAUAGCCAGAACGGCCAGAUCUACAUGGCGCCAGGAGAGGUGUACUGCAGAUUUCGUCACCCUGACGGCCAGCUCUGCUCGAAUGAUGCAUGGUUUUCUGAAAGCUGCCCUACCCUGAUGUAUGGCAAUACAGAAGACAUGAUUAUGACAAUAUCCUACAUCGUUGAUACUCUGGAGAUGCGACAUCCAUCGAACUUCGCUGUGGCUGAAGAGGGUGAUAAGUUUGCUCACAUCUUCUCCCGCGCGGCCCGAGGAGGCGUUGUCAAGGCUCUUGCCAAGCUGGGUGCGGCCUUUGAUACCAUUGCCAUCAGCCACCAGCGGGAGCACAAUCUACUGGGAUCUCAGAACCAAGAGGAUAUUGAACAACAUGUCCGCAUCUACAAGGACAAGCCCGGAGGUGAAAGUGCGUUUUCGGAGCCCCUGCACCUCCGGUCAGGCGACACUGGUUUCCUUGAGUGGAACACCGCUGUGCAGGACUUCCGUAGCGAGGUUGCUCGCGCGAUGGAGGAUACGCACAUAGCCCAAGCAGCUAUCGACAUUGUCUUCUCGAGAUUGCCCAUCUAA